This is a messenger RNA of Salvelinus sp. IW2-2015, 905 nucleotides long. RefSeq names its product teneurin-4-like. NCBI's taxonomy places the organism in Eukaryota, Metazoa, Chordata, Actinopteri, Salmoniformes, Salmonidae. The transcript has 5 exons. The annotation marks the transcript as partial. Gene Ontology annotation, biological process: neuron development; heterophilic cell-cell adhesion. Gene Ontology annotation, molecular function: protein homodimerization activity; cell adhesion molecule binding; protein heterodimerization activity. The record is from RefSeq and is a predicted model, not a curated record. Gene Ontology annotation, cellular component: neuron projection.
AUGAAGACCAAGGAGCUCUCCAAACAGGUGCGUCUGGAGUGGCCCACAGACCUGGCUGUCAGUCCCAUGGAUAACUCUCUGUACGUCCUGGAUAACAAUGUGGUACUGCAGAUCUCUGAGAACCACCAGGUGCGUAUCGUGGCAGGGAGGCCCAUGCACUGCCAGGUGCCCGGCCUGGAUCACUUCCUGGUCAGCAAGGUGGCCGUCCACGCCACCCUGGUGUCUGCCAACGCUCUCGCCGUCUCUCACAAUGGCAUCCUGUAUAUCUCUGAGUCAGACGAGAAGAAGAUCAACCGUGUGAGACAGGUGUCCACCAACGGAGAGAUUUCAUUGGUGGCCGGGGCGCCCAGCGGCUGUGACUGUACUAACGACGCUAACUGUGACUGUUACUCCGGCGACGAUGGCUACGCAAAAGAUGCCAAAGUCAACGCCCCGUCUUCAUUGGCUGUCUCCCCUGAUGGUGAACUCUUCAUCGCCGACCUUGGCAACAUCCGUAUUCGUUCCGUCCGACGGAACAAGCCUUACCUGAACCCUCUCAGCAUGUACGAGGUCUCCUCCCCCAUUAGCGAUGAACUCUAUCUCUUUGACUCCAAUGGUAGUCACAUCUAUACUCAGAGUCUGACCACUGGGGAUGACCUCUAUAACCUGACCUACUCUGGAGAGGGAGACCUGGCCAGCAUCACGGAUCAGAACAACAACAUAGUGACCAUCAGGAGGGAUACAACAGGCAUGCCUCUGUGGUUGAUGGUGCCUGAUGGACAGACUUUCUGGUUCACCAUUGGGACCAACAACGCCCUGAAGACCAUCGCUGCUCAGGGGCAGGAGCUGGCUAUGAUGACCUAUCACGGGAGCUCCUCGUUACUGGCUACGAAGAGUAACAACAACGGAUGGACCACCUUCUAUGA